AUGCUCUUUUCGAGCUUUUGCUCAUUGCAUUCCAGGUUGAAUGCAAAUACCGUCAUGUUUAUCAGAACAACGUGUCUCCUCCACGUCCUGGUGUCGCUAUCCAAACUGGUUCGCUGCAUGGAAAGUGAACUUUGCUUCCCUGUCUUACUGGACACGCAACAGCAGUAUAAUGACAACGACGUGGAGACUCUCCACGGUAAAUGUGUGCUAAGAAUUCAAGCUUUCCACCAGGAAUUAGUGGUGGAUUUACGACAAGAUUCCGACUUCGUUGGCCCGUACGUUUCCGGCCAAGACGCACCGUGGCUCUCCGGCGCAGACGUCACCAUUGACCUCAAUCGGUGUUUUUAUUCAGGCCACGUAAACGGUGACCGCUCUUCGUACGCAGCAUUGAGCCUGUGUAAAGGUGUGCAAGGUGCAUUCGGUUACCAAGGCUGGGAGUAUUUCAUCAGCCCGGUGCGCAACAACACCACAAGUGCGGGCAGCGCGCACGUCAUCCGGCGCAGAACCAGUAGCAACCUAAAGCCAAAUUCAACCUCCAGGUGCGCAGUGAACAAUGACUUAAGCCAUCACCUCGCGCAGAUGUUGGAGAAAUACAAAAGCCUUCAACAUGACAGCAAUGUGAGCAAAACCCCACUCAGACCAAUUGUGAGAAGCAAACGUUUCGCGUCGGUCCCCAGGUACGUGGAGACGCUGGUAGUAGCGGACCAGACCAUGGCUGAGUUCCAUGGCAACAAUCUUAAACAUUACAUCUUGACGCUUAUGUCAGUGGCAGCAAGACUUUACAAGCACCCGAGCAUCCUCAACUCCAUUAACAUCGUUGUUGUGAAGAUUGUGGUUCUAUCCGAGGCGGACAAAGGACCCAAGGUAUCUGGAAAUGCAGCCCUGACCCUCCGGAAUUUUUGCACUUGGCAAAAAAAGAUGAACAAGAACAGUGACAAGCAUGCAGACUAUUGGGACACCGCCAUCCUUUUCACCAGACAGGACCUGUGUGGAGCUUCCACAUGCGACACCCUCGGAAUGGCCGACGUGGGAACCAUGUGCGACCCCAAGAGAAGCUGCUCCGUGAUCGAAGACGACGGAUUGCCUUCGGCCUUCACCACAGCUCAUGAACUUGGACACGUCUUCAACAUGCCGCACGACAAUGUGAAGGCCUGUGAAGAUGCGUUUGGCAAGCUGCAAGACAAUCACAUGAUGUCUCCCACGCUUAUUCAGAUUAAUCGCACCAGCCCGUGGUCACCGUGCAGCGCUGCCAUCAUCACAGAGUUUCUGGACAGUGGACACGGGGAAUGUUUGCUGGACCAGCCUCAUAAACCAUUAGGCCUCCCAAAUGUACUUCCCGGAGUAUCCUACAACCUCGAGCGUCAGUGUGAGCUGGCCUUUGGCGAAGGUUCACAGCCCUGUCCCUUCAUGCAGCCGCCAUGCAUUCGCCUGUGGUGCACAGGAAAGUCCAACGGCCAUUUGGUGUGUAUGACUCGUCACUUCCCUUGGGCGGAUGGGACCCCUUGCGGCAGUGGCAAUUUUUGUGACCGAGGGAUCUGCUCUCCCAAGGAGGACCAAACUUUGAAAGUGGACGGUCGCUGGGGUAAGUGGGCUACGUUUGGUACAUGCUCACGGACAUGCGGAGGUGGCGUCCAACUGGCUAAAAGAGAAUGUAACAACCCGGUUCCUUCCAAUGGGGGGAAAUACUGCCAAGGAGUUCGGGUCAAAUACCGCUCCUGCAACCUAAACCGCUGCCCUGAUACAGGUAAAACUUACCGCGAAGAGCAGUGUGAAUCCAGCGGGCGGGGUUUCAGCAGCAACCAUAUCGCCCCCUCUGUUGUGUGGGUACCCAAGUACUCCGGAGUGAGUGUCGAUGACAGAUGUAAACUCAUCUGCAGAGCAAAUGGAACCGGCUAUUUCUACGUCAUGGCACCUAAGGUUGUGGACGGAACACCAUGCUCACCAGACUCAACAGGAGUGUGCGUUCAAGGAAAAUGCAUCAAGGCUGGCUGUGAUGGAAAAAUUGGAUCAACCAAGAAGUUUAACAAAUGCGGGGUCUGCGGAGGUGACAACAAAAGCUGUAAAAAGGUCUCAGGACUCUUUACCAAACCUCUGCAUGGCUACAACUUUGUUGUGAUGUUGCCAGUAGGCGCUACCAACGUAGACAUCCGUCAGCGCGGAUACCAAGGCAUGUUGGGUGACGACAACUACUUGGCGGUCAAGAACAGCAAUGGGCAGUACCUUCUUAACGGCGACUACGUGGUGUCCGCCGGGGAGAGAGACAUCAUCGUGAAGGGCAGUCUGCUGCGCUACAGCGGCACCACUGGCCUUUCAGAGACUCUACAGUCUGUAAAUCCCUUGGGGGAGAUGCUCACUGUGGAAGUGCUAUGUGCUGGCAAUUUGACGCCGCCUCGCAUACGGUACUCCUUCUACAUAGCUCGCAUGAACAACAAAGAGGACAAAACCGUAAAGGUGGAGGACCGUGAAAAAUCGCACAACAGUGUUCUUACUGAUGAUAACGUUAAGGAGACGCCAGUCGCAAACUUGAAGAAACCUUACAGCAAAGAGCAGCCUCUCCUCGAGAACUGGACAUCAGCGAGCUGGGACGAGUGCUCGGUGAGCUGCGGCAACGGUUUCCAACGGCGGAUGGUGCAAUGUUUGAAGACGGACGGAAAACCGGGAUUGAACUGCGAUCCUUCCAAAAGACCGCCAGCCACCAGAGCCUGCGGAGACCCUUGCCCGGGGUGGCACGCCGGAGAGUGGUCGUCUUGUUCCACAAGCUGCGGGAAAGGCUUUAAGAGACGACCGCUGCACUGUAAAGCCCAAACGGGACAUAUGCUUCCCAGGGACCACUGCAGUGGCUUACGCAAACCACAGGAGCUGGACUUCUGUAAACUAAAGCCUUGCUAA
This is a messenger RNA of Nerophis lumbriciformis (worm pipefish), 2889 nucleotides long. Lineage: Eukaryota; Metazoa; Chordata; Actinopteri; Syngnathiformes; Syngnathidae. The record is from RefSeq and is a predicted model, not a curated record.